This is a messenger RNA of Schistosoma curassoni, 5059 nucleotides long. NCBI's taxonomy places the organism in Eukaryota, Metazoa, Platyhelminthes, Trematoda, Strigeidida, Schistosomatidae. The record is from the annotation of a GenBank genome assembly.
GAAUUGCGUCAGGCGGUAUUCUUGAAGUGGUUUGUUACUAAGGUUGGAACUGUUGAUAGCAAUCAUAUAUGCACAGUCCUGGUUACUUCUUUGGUAGAUCAUUUUUUUGAACUGACUGAAAAAUAUUGCCACAGUGUCAAAACCAGCUCCUGAUAUAUAAACACCUCAAAAGAAAAGCAGGUUUUUGAAAAUGAUUAGAGAGAUUUCGUUGGCCAAUAUUGGACUCAACAUCAGUUUAGUUUUUAACAUCUUACAAAGUUAUUCGCAUUAUUAACUUGUUGCUCUGAGAAGUAAUAUCAAUAGUUAUUCUCAACGUAAAGUUCUGUUGGUGAAAAUAAAUUAAAAACCAGUGCUAGAAACACACUUCGAUUUUCAUCUGUAUCUGUUUUUCAUUUUUCUAUCCUGUGUUUGAAUUUUUCCAAACAUCAACGAACAGUGUUUUAAAUCACGUUCAAACAACUCAUUUUACCAGCUUCUUGGUAAUGACUGAAAGGGUUUACUAUCCCUGGGCAGAUCGAUGUGAGAAGUUGUCUGUAUUUCUUGAACGUGCUCACCUUCGGAACUUCCUCAAUGCCAUUAAGAAGAAAUUAAAAAUAAAUGACCCUGACGAUUUUGACCGGGUUAAACCUACUGACUUAGCUUGUCUUGGAAUGACAGAAAACGAAAUCAAUCGACUUGUUAAUCAGCUAAUAGAGGAUGGGUUUUCAGUAAAGAAUUUGCUAUCGGAUGGAUAUACAGACUAUUCCUAUUCAUGGCCAGAUCCGAAACCACAUUCUGCUGCUGAUUUUCACCGAUCGAAACUGCUACGUAAACUGUUUGGAGGAAAACAGUCCCAUACUAGUGCUCCAGUAUCACCAGCUCAUAGACUGGAACAUCAGUGUAAAGAAGAGUUCCCGAUACAACCUUCUUAUUGGAGCCAGCAUCAAGUAUCUGGCCGUUCCACCAGUUUUUCUCAAAAUAGUCGUCAGAAUGUUGUUACUAACUCCGCUGCAUUCACAUGUCUUAUUCCUGAGAAGGAUAUCAAACUCCAUUCAAGAAUUGGAGUUGGUUCGUUUGGCAUAGUACGGCGUGGUGACUGGACUGUGCCGACGGGCGAAACUAUUCCUGUGGCUGUGAAAUUAUUAAAACCAGAAGCAAUGAAAAGCGAUUUAUUCACAGGAUUCUUGUAUGAAAUUCGUGCGAUGCAAUGUCUUUCACAUCCUAGUUUAAUCCGUCUUUAUGGAAUUGUACUAUCUAAUCCAAUUAUGAUGGUAACUGAAUUAGCACCAUUAGGCAGUUUAUUAUUACAUUUAAGAGCUCAAUCUAUAUGUGCCAAUAAUAAUAAUAAUUCUUAUAAUAAAACAAAUGAAGUAAGAGCACAUUUCCCAUCUGUACCUCGUGCUCUUCAAAUUGAUUCAUUAUGGGAUAUGGCUAUUCAAAUUGUUCAUGGUAUGGCUUAUUUAACAUCUCAAGGACUAGUUCAUCGCGAUUUAGCAGCUAGAAAUAUUUUACUUUCAUCAAUUUUAAAAAAUGAAUACCCUCAAAUUAAAAUAGCUGAUUUUGGUUUAGUUCGAUCGUUAGAAUCAUGUACAGUAAAUAAGAAAAUAUUAAAUGAAAAUGAAUCAAAUGAACCAAUUUAUACUGGAUGUUCAGAACAGAAAAUUCCAUUUGCCUGGUCCGCUCCAGAAUCUUUGCAUAAACGAACCUUUUCUGAAGCAAGUGAUGUUUGGAGUCUAGGUGUUACAUUCUGGGAAAUGUGGACCGGUGGUGCAGAUCCUUGGUCGGGUCUUACUCCUGUGCGUUUGUUAGAGCUCUUAGAUUCUGGUCGUAGGUUGGCAUGGCCCCGAUUUACCUGUCCACGUCGUUUAUACCAGAUAAUGUUAGCUUGUUGGAGAGCUGAACCGUAUCGUCGACCGACCUUUUCCUACCUCGCCGAAAGAUUAGAUCAGAUUCGUCCAACUAUCGUCAUGGCAACUCAAAAUCUUGAUGAAGCUGAUCGUUUAGGCUUAGAAGCAGGUGAUAUUGUUAUUAUUAUUGACGGAAAACCCCGUGAAUUUUGGUGGCGUGGUCAAAAUAGACGGACUGGUGAAAUAGGCUCAUUUCCACAUGGUAUUGUUCAACUUUGUAAAAACACUACACAGACAUUUGGUGAUAUAAAUCAAUCAUCGCGUCGUGAUUCUUUGUCACAUAAUGAACAUAUUAAUAAAAAUGAAACAGAAUCGAGUUUAUUACAGUACAACAUAUCGCAUACUUAUUGUGACCGGUCUCCUACUCCUAUUGAUGAAAAACGUAAUGAAAUAAAAACUAAAAACUUAUUCAAUUGUUCAAAUCACAAUCUCUUACCAUUUGAUGAUAAUUCGCUAUUGAUUGGAACUUCUACAUUUAAUGAUGUAGAAAAUGAAUCAGUAUGCCGUACUAUGGAUUCGUAUUCUUCGUCUUAUGGAUGUCUGUUCACUAACUUAUCACUUUCAGAUGCACCAGAUUUGGAUAAAUAUGACGAUGAUGAUGAUAAUAAUAAUAAUAAUAAUGAAGGAGAGGAAGAUGAGCGAAGAAUUCUUGAUAAAACACCUAAUUCAACUGUAGGAUUAAAUGCUUAUAAUGUGGAAUUACGAAAAUGUCCCAAAUCUGAGUUAAUAAACAGUCAUAGAAAGUCAGUUGCCAACUAUGUUGCAAAUGGCUACAAUGACCAUGAAGUUUGUAUUUAUAAUCCCAUAACAAUGUUGCCACCACCUCCUGGACCGGAAGAAAACGAGACUGUCAUCUUAGCAGAUGACGUUAACAACAAAAAGUCUUCUGAUGCUUCUGUACAAUCUACAAAAUUUAAGGAUAAUGUUAAACAUUUAUCUGAUAAAGAUAAUAAUCCUAAUAAAUCUGACAUUAGUACAAUGAGUAAUAGUCAUCAAGUUGAAAAACACAAUAUAUCAUCCAUGUCUGAAAGUAUAACUCCUUCGAAAAAACAUUCAUUUUCGCUUGACAAUUUAUUAGAUGAAGUUUCUUCUAUCAGUGCCAAAGAUUUUGAUUGCCAACCAUCAGCCCCACCUUUAAUUGAUCUUUACAGUCCUGUACCAGAUCCGUCAGCAUUUAUCCCCAGAUAUCGUAUUACGGUUCCUACCGCCCCAAUUUACAUUCCAUCGAUCAUUAAGCCUACUCCUUAUUCUUCUUUAUUUAUACCUAGAACUGUAUCCCCGUCUACAAUCAAUUAUUCAUCAAAUCCAUUUUUACAAAUGAAUUAUAAUGUUUCUUCACAGCUCAAUUAUAACACUCAAAAUCGAUAUUGUUAUGAUCCUUUUCAUCCUCAAGUUAACAUGCAAAGAUCAUACUGUACAUCUUUCCCUUUUCCUUCUUCUUUGAAUUUCAGUGUUAAUCAAUCAGCAAAACAAACAAAUUCAGUUAAUUUUUCUGAUAAUCCUUUUGAUUUUAAUAAGUUAAAUAUUAAACAACAUUCCCAGUGCGUCGAUAAGAUUGAUACCACUGUUAAUAAUCUAAACCAUAAAACCGAAUUAGACGUUUUAGAUAUGGUGUUCGAUAACAACAAUAAUAAUAAUUAUUAUGAUAAUAAUAUCUCACAUCAAACACCAACUGUUAGUAGUCCAGUAUUUUCAACUAAACAAAAUGUUGAUCAUUGCACUACUAGAUUAGAAAAUGAAUUACUUGUUAGAUCAUGUCUUCUUACUAACUCAUCAGAAGCUCUGAAUUCAAAUCCUAGCUUUUUUAAUUCGACAAAUGAUAAAUUCACUAAUUCUGUUACGGUUUCUCUCUCAGAAAAUAAUAUUACUUCAGGUGUAAAUCCUCAGCAUCAAGUGAAUGAAAAACUAAACGACGUUUUCGAGUCUUCAGAUAAUUUUAAUGAUGAAAUUUCACUUGUUCGUUCUCAUGUUCCUGGAUGCACUUUAUCUGAAGCUCAUUGGGCGUUAUUACAUGUAAUGAAUCCAUUUUCUCCACUUAUAUCUCAAUUAGUUGUACCUCCAAUUCCAUGCACUGCACCUAUAGAAACUUGGCGGACCAAACUAGAUAGAACUAGUGCUUGGCGUGUACAAUUAGCCAUUCGCCUUUUAUCUGUUUGUCGUCUUUAUCAAUUAGGUCUAAUCAAUUGGGAUUCAUGUUGUCAAAUUAUUAGUGCAUUCAAUUGGAAAUUGGAACCUGCAGCUGAUUGGAUUCUUGAUCAUAUGACCCCUAAUUGUUUUAUUUAAUUCAUUGCUAGAGUUGUUAUUGUUAUUAUUAUUUUUAAUUAUUGACCUUUGCAAAAACAGUUGUCUUGUUGAUUUUUAAUUUGAAAUUCUCUUUAUCAGUUGCAUAAUUCUUAGAUUUCAUUCAUCUUUAUUUGUUAAAGUGUAUCUUACUCAUUUGUACUUUAAUACGUGUUAAUCUUUUUGUUGAAAAUUAUUGACAUUGGUCAUGGAAUCCAUCUCAUCGUUUCUUAUGAUUUUGUUGCUUUAUAGCAUGAACUACUUAAUUGUCUAGCGAAUAGUAUAUAAUUGUUUUGUCAAUAUUUCUUAUUCAUAGUUGGAAUGUGUGAAAUGAUUGUACGGCAUAUCGUUUAAUCCUAUUAAGAUCAUUUUAAUUUAAUUAAUUUUUGAGGUUGAUAAAAUGUUAUUGUUCAGGGAAACUUCAAGGAUUAUUAUCUUAUCGAAUUGGUUGGAUUUGUCUUUUUUCCACAAAUGAUCGGUAUAUGUGUUUACAUAGUGCCUCAAUUUACAAAACAGAUAGAAAAUCAGUUUCAAGUUGCAUAUAAUUGUGAUAGAUAUUAUGUGUAGUCAGUGGCUUUUGCUAUAACGCGACUCGUUUCCACUUCUUAUUUGUUAUUACAAACCUGUUUGUGAGUUUUUCAUGAGUAUUAUCGAUAAUUAUCGAACUGUUCUUAUUCUUGUUCCUAUCUAAUUUUCAUGAACUCGUUUUUCACGUACAUAAAUACCAUUACUUAAUUAUCUUCAUUUAAAUAUACCCCUGACUGUCGUGCGUAAUUCUAGUCACUUCGUGUGUGUGAUUUUUUAUUAAACGGUUGUAUAAUUGCUACUAACUGUCAAUUCAUUUAAUUUUUGUGGUAAGCAUUUAAAGAAAUAUAAUGGAGAUAUUAUUCAUC